This is a messenger RNA of Ruditapes philippinarum (Manila clam), 7043 nucleotides long. RefSeq names its product peroxidasin-like. The record is from RefSeq and is a predicted model, not a curated record. Gene Ontology annotation, biological process: response to oxidative stress. The transcript has 22 exons. Gene Ontology annotation, molecular function: protein binding; peroxidase activity; heme binding. Bases 547 to 5046 code for a protein of 1499 amino acids. Lineage: Eukaryota; Metazoa; Mollusca; Bivalvia; Venerida; Veneridae.
GGUGAGCGUGAAAUUAUACCGCUUCAAUCUUAGUUCGUCAGUAGUCUCUCGUUGGGUACAUUUCUCAUUGAUGAAGGCAGUACUUUGUUAGGAUUUAAGAUAUUAUAGCGAAGCCGACAUCGAGAGAGAAUACGUUGUAUUAUCAAGAAUACUUGUAAUAUAGAUAGAUAGACGUACUCUGCAUGUUUUGUGCAGUGAAUAAGACGAGUGCGGAAUGUGGGAGAUAAAACGACUGGCGGAGUUUAAGUCAUUACAUGAGUAUUUUUACUGAUCGUAGGUGGAUGUGGGUAUUUAUUGCGGAAAAUAAAGUGAUUGUUUUAAAAUUUGAAGGAAUAUGUUCAUUAUCUGAUAAGAAAAUGAUAAAUGUGAAAUGAUGAUAUUCUGAUUUACGAAUAUUUUAUUGAUUGAUCUGUGCGUAAAGGUUAUUGGAAAUAUUAAAUAGUUUAAAUAGACGUGAAAUAAUAUCACUUUACAAAGUGGUACUAAAGUGUAAGUGAUUAAGCUAAGUCAGGAUUUAGGAACGGUGAAGAUUAAUUCUGUAUAGAUAUGAACGGUUUAAACGUAAUGAAAGGCUGUGUUACGUUGAGUGUAUUAUGCGGUCUUAUGUUAGCGGUUCGAGCCCAGUGCCCGAGCAAGUGUCAGUGUUUUGGCACGACUGCACGGUGCAUGUUUCUGCAGUUGGAGACUAUACCUGACGUACCGAGGACAACAACAAUUCUAGAUCUGAGAUUUAAUGCGAUAAAAGACAUUCCGAGAGGUGCGUUAAGAAAUGUACCGAGACUAGAAACAUUACUCUUAAAUAACAACGAGCUGAAAGUUAUCAAAUCAGGUGCAUUUGAAGGUCUACGUGAAUUGAGAUUUUUAUACUUAUACAAGAAUAAAAUUGAAGCGAUUGAACCAGAUGUAUUCAAUCAUUUACACAAGUUGGAACAAUUAUUUUUGCACGGCAAUUAUUUAAAGAGAUUGCCACCUGGUCUAUUCUCGUCAAAUAGAAAUUUAAAACGAUUACGGUUGGAUUCAAACGCUUUGAUAUGUGACUGUGAAAUGGUAUGGUUAGCACAGAUGUUAAAGAACAAUUUAGCCGAGACUCAGGCAGCAGCUAUUUGUGAAUAUCCGGGUAAUUUAAAGGGCAAAUCACUCAUGGAGAUCAGUAUGUCCGAAUUCAAUUGCGCCAAGGACAUCAACUCUAUCAUAGAAUCGCCAAGUGCAACGCAGAGAAAGUUACUUGUUUUUACAGACAUUAGAGAUACACCUGUAAUAACAAAUGAACCUACAGAUGUAGAAGUAAAUUUCGGAAACACUGCUUACUUCCGGUGCAGAGCAGAAGGAAGUCCAACACCGGAAAUAGUUUGGGUAAAAAACAAUCAAAUACUGGACACAACAGAAGGGCGAUACAAUGUUCUAGAAGACGGUACACUUAUGAUCCAAGAUGCACGAGAUACGGACAGAGGAUUUUACGAAUGUAUCGCCAGGAAUACUGCUGGCGAGGUGAAAACUAAUGCUGUAGAAUUACGAAUGAAUGAUCAACAUCAUCAUCAUAAUCAAAAUCAUCACAAUGAUAAUCAUCAACAUCAGAAUCGAGAUCAUGGUCGACAGCUUAAUAAUCAGAUUGAAAGACAUCCUGGUCGCCGGCACGAGCAACCACGACAUAAUGUGGCACCAACUUUUCUUACCAGACCAUCAGAUGUUAAUGCAGACCUUGGAGACACAAUAGAUUUGCCAUGCUCUGCGACCGGAUAUCCUCAACCGGAAAUCACGUGGACAUUAAAUGGGAACACAAUUCGUCUUAACUCACGUGUAAGCUUAGUCGGUGGAGGUUUACAUAUAAUCAGUGUACGAGAUGACGACAGGGGAGACUAUCGAUGCCGGGCUGAAAAUGAUGAAGGAAUAAUAACUGCUUCGGCAAGACUAAUUGUCCAAGUGGCCCCUCAUUUUGUGUUACGACCAGUCGAUAUUAUUCUACCAGAGGACAGCACUGCUGUGUUCCAGUGUGACGCAAUGGGAGAACCAACGCCGCUAAUUUCUUGGUUUAGAAAUAACGACCCGUUACCUAACAAUGGUAGAUUCCAGAUAUUAGACUCCGGUAGAACAAUGAGAAUCACCAGAAUACAACCGUCUGACAGUGACAUUUAUGUUUGUAGAGCCGAGAGUGCAGCUGGAAGAAUGGAAGCUCAGGCAGAGUUACAAAUUUCCUCAAGAACUGUCCCAAAUUUUGGUCGAAGAGAAGUAGAGGAGAAAUAUGUGGAAGAGGGUACAGAUGUGAGUUUAGACUGUACCCAAGAUGGACAACCAUCACCACAAUUUAGAUGGAUAAAAUCUGGUAACACUUUACGUAACGGAAGGAAAUAUUUAGUGGAGGGAAGUAUUCUUACCAUCAGGCGGGCUAUAAACAGUGAUGAAGGACUAUACGAGUGUUUCGCGGAAAACUCAUUAGGUUUUGCUCGACAUUCAGUGAGACUGGUCGUGAGAGAUGCUGUUGUUAGACCAGGUGAUCCUUUUGUAAAUGAGGCAAUAUCAUCAGCAACAUCUCAAGUACAAAAUGCUAUCAACAUUACGAGAAGCGAACUAUUUGACAGAGGAAAAACACACAAUGUCGAAGACCUUCUUUCUUUGUUCAGAUAUCCUUCCGCAGAAACGCUGGAAAUAGCUCGAGCAGAAGAAAUAUUUGAGCAAACUUUGGAGAUUAUUCACAGACAUGUUGCAGACGGUCAUUCUUAUAACUUGGAAGGAAAUGAAUUAAACUACCAAGAGAUCGUUUCACCAGCUCAUCUUUCCUUGAUUGCGAAUAUGUCCGGAUGUUUCCGCCGAAACUUACUACAAAAAUGUACCAACAUGUGUUUUCAUAAGAAAUAUAGAACAAUGGAUGGCACGUGUAACAACCUACAGAAUCCAAGCUGGGGAUCCGCCAACUCUGCUCUGAAAAGACUUCUUCCGGCAGAAUAUGAAAAUGGUUUUAACUCACCUAAAGGCUGGAAUAGAGCUCGAUUAUAUAACGGGAAACAUCUUCCAAGUGCUCGGUUAAUCUCUUCAGUAAUGAUGACUGCUGACAGUGUGUCUACAGAUAGUAAAGAUACUCACAUGGUGAUGCAAUGGGGCCAGUUUAUUGACCAUGACAUAGACCUUACACCUCAGUCCGUUAGCCAGCAUAUAUUUAACGAUGGUCGACGUUGUAAUGAGACAUGUGAAAAUAGCUUCCCUUGUUUCCCUAUACCCGUCCCACCCAGUGAUCAGAGAGUAAGGGGGCAGUCAUGUUUAGGGUUCCACAGAAGUAGCGCAACCUGUAAUACUGGGACCACAUCUAUAUUUUUCAAAACAUUUUCUCAUAGGCAACAGUUAAAUGCAUUAACAAGUUAUAUCGAUGGAAGUCAAAUUUAUGGUAGUAGUGAUAGUUUAGCUGAGAGAUUGAGAGACGUCUCUCAUGAACAUGGUCAUUUAUUGGUGGGAUCUUUAUAUGAAUCAGGAAAGCGACAGCUACCGUAUGACUUCCAUGGAAUAAUUGGACCAGCAGAUUGUCAGAUUGAGAGUAGUAAAAGAUAUAUACCAUGUUUCCUAACAGGAGAUAGUCGGGCUAACGAGCAUCUAGGCUUAACAGCUAUGCAUACUUUAUGGAUGCGCGAACAUAAUAGAAUAGCUACAGAAUUGUCAGAUAUUAAUCCACACUGGGAUGGUAAUAUGUUAUAUCACGAAGCUAGGAAGAUUGUAGGAGCUAUGAUGCAACAUAUAACGUAUACAGAGUGGUUACCAAAAAUAAUAGGUCCUGAGGGAAUGAGAAUGCUAGGAGAAUAUAAAGGAUAUAAACCUUCCGUUGAGUCAACAGUUACUAAUGAGUUUGCUACAGCCGCUAUGAGAUUUGGCCACUCAUUGGUUCAACCUGUUUUAUUCAGACUAAACUCAACCUUUCAACCAAUUUCCGAAGGCAAUUUACCACUGCAUAAAGCAUUUUUCUCUCCCUAUAGAAUAGUGGAGGAGGGUGGAAUUGACCCAGUUCUAAGAGGACUGUUCGCUCAAGGAGCUAAAAUGAGAAUGCCAAAUGAAAUCAUGAACUCUGAACUGACGGAGAGAUUAUUUUCGUUGGCAAACAGAAUAGGGCAGGAUCUCGCUUCAUUAAAUAUUCAGCGAGGAAGAGAUCAUGGUUUACCUUUCUACAAUGAGUACAGAAAAAUGAUAAACUUGACAAAUGCGAGAUCCAUCAACGAUUUACGCAAUGAGAUACAAGACAGGAAUACUAGAGAAAGUCUCGAUCUCUUGUACGGACAUGUUGAUAAUAUUGACUUGUUUGUGGGCGGUAUGGCGGAAACGCCUUUAGAAGGCGCCAAAGUCGGUCCAACAUUUUUACAUAUACUUGUUGACCAAUUUAAGAGAUUGCGAGAUGGGGAUAGAUUUUGGUACGAGAAUCCUAUGGUGUUUAGUUCAGAUCAGCUAGUUCAGUUGAAACAAUUUUCUUUAUCACGUGUUCUAUGUGACAGUAGUGAUUCAAUAACACGUGUUCAACGUGACGUAUUUUCAAUGGUGCAUUCACGUGACGAGUAUAUCUCAUGUAGUGACAUUCCAAAAAUUGAUCUCAAAAUGUGGACUGACUGCUGUAUGGACUGUGGGAAAGCAGGUGAUUUUAGAUCAAUAACAAGUCAUUUUAGAAGACGACGAGCACAUGACUUCAGUUACCAGUCAGACAGUGCCAGUGAUGGUGAAGCGUUAGAGAUGCUUGAAAACAUCCGUGAACAGAUGUACAACCGACAGGAAAUCGAUAUUAAGAUGCAUGACAUGGAAAACAGGCUUAAAGACAUGCAGGGCAUCAUGCAGGCCAUGGACCAUUCUAUGAAGAAAAUGAAACGAAAUAUGCGUACAAUGAUGAGUCACUCGGCACAAGAUUUAAUGUGUAUGGACAGUGAUGGACAGAAACAUCCACAUGGAGAUAAAUGGAAUAAAGAUGAUUGUACAAGAUGUAAAUGUAGAAUGGGUAAAAUUAGAUGCAAGACAAAAACUUGCUCGACACCAAAUUGUGCUUUUCCAAAGAAGAUGGCAGGACAGUGUUGUAUGAUUUGCUGACACGGACUUUCGUCUCUAGGUGUACAAUUUUAAAUCUACACAAAGUGUAAUAAAACACAAGGUGUAUACACAUGCAUCGGACAUCUGUGUAUGCAACUUCAAUACGCAAUAUGAUAUUAUGUAUGGAAGGUCUUUCAAUAACGCAGGAGCGAAAAAUUAUUCUGUUUAAAAAGACCUCUUGGAUAAAGAUGUCGCCUCAAAAACAAUAACUUUUUACACACAAAAUAAUAAAAUAAUUAUUCCAUUAUAUUUUUGAUUUUGUGUUAUCCUUACUUGUGUCGAUUUGCAAACCCUGUUGUAACAACAUAUAACUUAAUAUAUUGUCAGUUUGACAACUUACAUUUGAAACGAAAUUAUACAUCAGCCAAAAUUAUGAAAUUCUAUUAAAACGUUAUUUGCACAAAUGAACAAAAUUUGGUGUCUGCUCAUCGACAAACGUUGUGUGAAAUGCUCUCCCUUGUGAUAAACGUCGUCAGGUACAAUAAAUAUUUAUUUUUAUUGCAUGAAAUCCAGAAUAAUUAGACUAGUAGUAAACAUUAUACAUGCUUCUAAUCAUAUACUCUUAAAAAGGAAACUUUUUUACUCUUUGGUAAACGUUUUGUAUGGUAUGGCGUUCGUACAUAUGUAAAAUUAAUGUUUAGUGAUUAGAUCUGAUUUUUGAGACUAUUUUGUGUGACGUUACUGAACUAUGUCUUAAGAUUGAUGAAUUUGAUAUAAGUGCUCCUUUAUACCGCAUUAGUGUGAACAUGUGUACCAUUAUUAUGAUUUUGUAUGUUUUUGCAUUCUACAUUUGUAUAACAAAGCUGCUUUUAGAAAUUACUGUAUACAUUUAGCACUUAUAUUUUAUAUGAAUGAAAGGAUAUGUGCAUAACCAUUUAAAUAGGGACAUACCAAUAUAACAUGAUUACCAGAAAAUGUCUCCGUCUGACUUCUGUAAAAAGGUGUAGAUUACUGAAUAAUAUUUUUUUGGAUAGACAGAGAUUGAGAUAUUUACUGAUGUAGUAAGUGACGUCGUUCAAUUUAGAACGUAAAUCAACUCCAUGUUUCUCUGUCUGUAAUGCUUUCUUUCUGGAAUAUAUUUGUUUAUACAGAUGUGAUGUUGGCAUAGGAAAAUUAUUUCUGUUUCUUUUUUCCUGUUUUCUUCUCUUUUUUAAGGACGUGACUUACAAAUUCAAAAUGUAGUUAGUGUACAUUUUAAAUAAAUUUCAUAUAAACAUCGUUUCAUCCACGACCGAAAACGUAUGCGUCAGAUGCCAAUACAUUUGAACCAAAAUUUAGUGUGUGUUUUUUUAAAGUUCUUUUUCAUCUGAUAUAUUACUUAUUUUAUAAUCUAUGUAAUAUGCUUAUGGUCAUUUGUUCAAAAUUAGAAUCGUUUUUCUUGUUAUGUUAACAUAAUAUUCUAUUUUUUGUAUAUUUACUUUUUCUUAAUGAGAUUAUUUUUCUUUGAUUUCAAACUCAUUUCAUUCCGCAGAAUUUAGCGCAUUUUUCAUCUUUUUUCCUAUAUUAAAUAGAUUCAAUAAAUAAAUCAAUGCCACCUGUUUUUGAUUUAGGAAUUUUGGUUGUAUACUUCUAAUUUUCAUACGAGUGAAUGUCUUGUCAUUUAUAUGUGUUUGUAUGAGAGGCUUUAUACUGUAUAUUUCGCUGUAUGAUUUGGCCAGUAGGUGUGGUAGGCAGUUAGUUUAGAUUUUAAUGUAUUAUUUACAGCGUAAUAGCCAUUUGAUAAAUAUUUUUAAGUAUUACUGUAAAUUCUCAUCAAAUGAGGAUUGAACCUUUCAUGUUGAAAUCUUUCCUUGAUGUAGAAAAUGAUAUAUCGCAGUUAAUGGUGAUUCAACACUUGAUGACCUCAGUAACUUCAUCUACAUAGAAUGACACAAUUUACAAUCAUGAUAUGUUUUAACAUGUGUAUACGUUAGCUAUAUUUCUUUUAGAAGCCUUUUUAUAUUUCAUCUUUUAAAUACAUUUUGAAAAAAAUAAAUAAAACUGAAAUAUCACUAUAA